Gasterosteus aculeatus aculeatus (three-spined stickleback) is the source of this 2814-nucleotide messenger RNA. RefSeq names its product RNA polymerase II elongation factor ELL. NCBI's taxonomy places the organism in Eukaryota, Metazoa, Chordata, Actinopteri, Perciformes, Gasterosteidae. Gene Ontology annotation, biological process: positive regulation of transcription elongation by RNA polymerase II; transcription elongation by RNA polymerase II; snRNA transcription by RNA polymerase II. The record is from RefSeq and is a predicted model, not a curated record. Gene Ontology annotation, cellular component: transcription elongation factor complex. Gene Ontology annotation, molecular function: cis-regulatory region sequence-specific DNA binding.
CCGUCGUGACGUAACCAGACCUACUCCAGAAUAGCGCGCGGCGGAGGGACCAGUUGAGCCGUGUUCUUCCCCGCGUCCCCCGCGCCCGUAGUUCCUCCGGUUAUGCGGCGUCGGUUCGGUCCGGAAUAAGCCCGGUGGGCGGGUAUCUGCGGCGGGAUGUCGCUGCUGGAGGAGAACCGGUGUUACGGACUCAACGGCGGCGAACUGAACGGCGGGAACGUCUCCGUUUUUCACGUCAAACUCACUGACAGCGCGGCGAGAGCCAUCGGCUCCUUCGCUCACUGGGAGGGUUCCCGUCCCACCAUCUGUUUCAAUGGCAACAAAGGGAAAAUCAGCGUCCCUCGCUCGGAGAAUAAAGACGACCUGAGGGUUUUCACCUUUGCCGUGACAAACGUAGCCCGUGAUAAUCCGCACGGAAGCUUCAACUGCUUCCAACAGCGGGCCGCUGGUUCUGCCGAGGAGCUGUCAUGUCUGGGGGUGAUUCAGAAAAAGAUGACGGUCAACGCUACGGAUGAGUCGUACGAUAAGGCUCGCCAGAGCAUGGCCCAAGCUGAGGAGGAGACGCGCAGCCGUGGAGCCAUUGUCAUCAAACACGGGGGACGCUUCCAGGGCAAGAGGGUGACGGUGCGAGCCCCGGCCCCCGCGCUGGCCGCCCUGACCAAGCCCCGACUCACCGACAAAUCCCCGUCCCUCCUCAGCAACGCAAAGAGGGGAGUCCAAGUUGGCGUGUCCAAGCCGAAGAAGGGGAUCUGCGCGUCGAACAGUAAGAGCGUGGGCGACGUGCAGGACAGACCGCUUAGGGAAAGAGUAACACACCUGCUGGCCCUGCGGCCGUACAAAAGGCCGGAGCUCAUCUUGAGGCUGCAGAAAGAUGGACUGACGGCAAGAGACAAAGACAUCCUGGACUCCGAACUGCUGGAGGUUGGCCAGCUCAGUAGUAGAGACAACACGUAUGUUCUGAAGGACAGUCUGUAUAAGGAGCUGCAGAGGGACUGGCCGGGCUACUCCUCAGGAGACCAGCAGCUGCUUAAACGAAUCUUUGUCAGGAAGCUGUUUCAGCCCCAGCGGAACCUCCUCAGCGUCCCGGAGGCGCAGGUCAGUCCCCUGCGAGAUACUCCCAACACCUCUCCAGCGCACCGGCCUAAGCCUGCCCUGCCUGAGGAAUACACCGACCCUUUGGCGAGCAAGAAGCUCAGGAUAUCGCGCUUGUCGAGCAAAACAGCCGGAGACAAGCCAAGAGUGAGGCCCGCCGAACAGGCGGCUCAAAAGGCCGCCACAGAGGAGACGGCGAAUGGCAGUAAAAGGGACUCGCUUGAUCCUCGACAGCUUUUCGAAUCCUUGUCAGCGGUCUGUCAGCGGGAGGCAGAAGUGGCAAAGAGGCUCGAGCCGACUCACUGUGUUGAAGAGAAACCCCGAGUCACGGCAUCCGACCGCCCUCUAACCAACCCCGAUCGCCCCGCGGCCCCUCUGAUGGUGCCUGAUCUGAACAGACACACGAUCAAAAGGAAGAAGAGCAAACACAAACGCCGAGAUCAGGAGCGGGUGAGAAACCGGAAAGAAAGGAGAAAGGAUCUCGGUUCAGAGGAUGCAGACAAUAAGGUCUCCUUGUUCUGCAUAGAGCCAAGCGAAAUGUUCUUCGACUCAAGUGUGCUCAGAGUAGACAAUGACAUCGCAGACUAUCUAUUGAAGUACGGAGAGAUUUUCAAUCACGACCAGAGACAGAGCUACAAGCAAGACUUUAACACGGAGUACAGCGAGUACCGGGACUUACACGCUCGCAUUGACGGAGUGACGCGGCAGUUCAUGGAGCUGGACGCGCAGCUCAAACAGCUCCACCACGAGUCCCAUAAGUACAAGACGGUUCGUAAUCAAAUUCUUCAAGAGUAUCGCAAAAUCAAAAAGUCCAACCCCAACCACAACCACGACAAGACCCGCUGUGAAUAUCUACACAACAAACUGGCCCACAUAAAGAAGCUCAUAUCGGAGUACGACCGGCAGCAGCUCUGACUUGAGACACCCGGGAACCUGCAGAGCACAGAAAUCACCCCGGGGCGGGGGAGGCUCGCGCUUUCGAGCUGAAUGCCGUCAAGCUGCAAAUCUGUUGUCUUCAUGGCUUCCAAAUGGCGUCUCGCAAGACCUGCUGGAGACGUCACCGAGGUUAUGCGACAUCUGUGCGCAGCAGCUGUGGACCCAUGGUAAAAAAAAAACAGAUGUCUAGUAUAAGCUAUUUUAUUUUAAGAAGGGGAACUUGUGAAGAAGACCAGGGGUCUGGACACAAGUUCUUUUAAUUGUUGUACAUUUGUAGAUUCCCAUCCCUCUUCAUCCUUUUGUUGGCUGUGGAUGAAAUACAUUUGGCCAUGUCAGCAUUUACGUUUAAGCCGGAAGCUUGAGGUAAGAGCUGGCUGUAUACGUACCCAGGGGGCUCACAGGAUUACAGAUGUGGACGCACUGAGAAGACAUCUUUCCUCUGGGUUCCUACACAUCAGUGUAGUGUUCUCGUCGGUUCAGCUCUAUAAUGACCUCUGAAAGGAAUGCCGGUGCCUUAAGGGGUUUCUAAUCUGGACUGGAUUCACAGAAUUUCAUGGUGUUAUGCCUGUUGUUCAACACGUUUUCAGCUUGAAGUUGUAUUCAGAAACGUUAUGUUCUGCGCUGUAGUAACAAUGUACCUGAAACUGGAUUUAAUUGUUAGUCAUUUAUACUGUAGGCGGAGAUGAAGAACAAAGAAAUAAAAAAAAUGAUCUGCAUGCUGUGUACUUUACUGAAUGCAUGAGGAAGUUUUGUCUGUUUAAAAUAAAUUUCCCCUUUUAAUACUAC